AUGUCCCUAGGCACGAUCAAGAGACUUCCGGAUACACAAAAGUCGCCCAGAAGCAAUCUUCGUAUCACCGAGAUCAUCGCUCAGUUGGACGAGCGCCUGAAUCAUCUGAGGGAGUCCAUUCUUCCAAAACAACCCUACCUUCUCUCCAUUCCUUCGGACGUCCCUUACCGACAUAGUUCACGGUUUGUCAAUACCUGGUAUGAAGGGACGCCCUUCGAUCGCAAAGAAGAGCAGUUACAGUACAUGAGCUUUCUUCCUCACCUGGGUGAACACGAGUCUUUAUUGAAAGUGGAGGGUGGUUGGGCAGACGAGCAAGGGAAUCCAAUUGAAGAGGAACUUUCCCCCAAAACCGUCCCUGCAAGCGGGAACAAUACUCCUGCUGAAUUAGGACACCGAAAGAAGAUCAGUUUGAAGGAUUACACGACCAAAGGCAAAAGCCCGCCGGAUUCUAUUUCUCAUCCACGACCUACAGGCGCCAACUCAGACAACACAAAGCAGGAGACGAUAGAAUCUUCAACAGGGAAGAAGCCCCAGGAAGUAUUGUCUUCCAAGCAGAUGGACAACGUCCUGGAAACCGAUCAGAAGAUCCCUCGAUUGGAUGGCCAGAGUUCUCCAUUGCAUGGUCCGAUCGACAAAAACACAACCUCUCCAAAUCCAGCGAAGAGACGAAAGCUAUCGCCUCCUUUUGAAGAUCAAAAAUCAAUACCGAAUCCACCCAAGUCUGAAUCACAGUCGUCCAUCAUGAAAAUGCCGAGAUUAUUGUCACCAACACUUCCGUCGCCUGAAAAAGAGAGCGGCUUGCCGCAAAUAUUGUCACCAGUCUUACCGCCUUCGCUUGCGAGGGCGAUCUCAACGCCGCCAGGGCCGAUCUCGACUGGCAGCCCCGCCAAUGGACCACAUCAACGAACAGACCCUGUUCGCGCAAUCCUCGCUCGUGCCGAAAUUGACUAUGAUCAUUCAAAUGACAGGAAUGGACUGGCGUCUGGUGGGAGUCAAGUUCGAUCUGAUAGUCAGCACUCUGCCAGAUGUUCUGCCCCAGGAACACCAAACGCAGCCAAAGUAGGAUUGGGAGCCAAGGUUCUAUCAAAGACCGGCAUUAAAGCUGGGACCCCAUUGCACAAUGGUGCACGAGCCAGUCCUGGUCCACGACAGAGACACACAAUUAUCCUCAAGUAUGGCAAAAAGAACCGGAAGAGAGUUGAAGCACUGUUGAAAUUUGCACCGCGUCCCAGGAAGGACAUGGUCAAACAAGAGGCAAUCGACUCGCCGAACACGCCAGUUGUUCAGCCGAAGAAAGAAGCAAUCAAAUCAGAGCCCUCCGAUUCCCAUGGUACCGCCCAAGGCAAGCCGAAGGGUAUUGUUGUCAACAAUGAUAAAGUAGAAAGAAAGCGAAGAGCAGAAAAUAGCCCAGGCCCAUCGCUGAAGAAGAUGAAAGCUUCGAAUCUGGCAACUGAAAGUGAUAAGCGGCCCUCUACGCCCGUUCCUUCAGCUGGCAAGCCCUCUCUUACGCCUCAUCCAAGGUCAACAUUUUCGACCCCUAAGAAAGAUCUCAAAUCAACGGCAAUGAGACGUGUCGAGUCAUCAGAAGGAGUAGAUGCACCCACCCCCUCUGGAGAUAAGGGCCGGGUGUCCACACCGUCAACAGUUCCAAAACCAUCCCCCCAGCCUGCUCCCACAUCGACCACUCGAGAAGAAGAACGACAGCAGUGGACGGCCAUGAAUAACAAAUUCUUCACGUUGGGCCGCACGCUCAAGCACGAGGGGACGUCUAUGCUACCUUCCUCCUCUGAUGCAGAUGCCAAGUCUGGCCAAUCUGCCAAAGCGGUUUUACUACUGAUCGAAGCUUUGCUCUGUUUUAUGAUCAAUAUGUCCGCGCAAGCUCACGCCCGUCCAAGUGCCGAUCCCGGCUGGAGAUCGAUUAUUCUCUAUCACAUUUUCAUCUUUCGUGUAUCUAGGAGAUAUCCACAUCUGCACGGGCUCGUGGUUCAGCUGGGAGCAGUUUGUCGGCAACUGAUCCAUAAAUACGACAUGGACCGGUUAGCGCGAGACCCUUUACCGGACGAUUAUUGUAACUCUGCACCAACUCCGGGGAGCGAUGGGAACACGAAGACAAACGAAGAUGGGGAAAAGUACAAGAAGCGAUAUGUGGAGUUCAAGGAUGAUCUAAUUCACAAUGCGCGGGAGUUGCAGACCGCAUGGCUAGAUGGUUCACGCCAACUGUCUCCUGAUCUGUUGAAGCACGAGUACCCGACUACUUGGUCCAAGAGAGCGAAAGAUGCUAGUGUGAGACUGCAAGAAAAACCAUCGCCUUCGAGAAUUGCUAGAGACUUUUACCUACCGAUGGACUCCAACACCACUCCUUUCGAGGCCGCACGAUUCGGAGUGGCGUUUCUCGAGGAAUGGGCAGAGAAAGAGAAGGUUGAGUGGAAAACGAGGAUUGAUUUAUGA
Rhinocladiella mackenziei CBS 650.93 is the source of this 2448-nucleotide messenger RNA. RefSeq lists its product as uncharacterized. The transcript has a single exon. Lineage: Eukaryota; Fungi; Ascomycota; Eurotiomycetes; Chaetothyriales; Herpotrichiellaceae. The record is from RefSeq and is a predicted model, not a curated record. The coding region runs from base 1 to 2448 and encodes 815 amino acids.